This is a messenger RNA of Leptosomus discolor (cuckoo roller), 802 nucleotides long. The record is from RefSeq and is a predicted model, not a curated record. Lineage: Eukaryota; Metazoa; Chordata; Aves; Leptosomiformes; Leptosomidae.
CUCUCCUUCCCUUUUCAGGUGGCUAUGGUAGAAGUUCAGCUGGAUGCAGAACAUGACUACCCUCAAGGUCUCUUGAUAGCCUUCAGUGCCUGCACUACCGUCCUUGUUGCAGUUCACCUUUUUGCACUCAUGAUAAGUACCUGCAUUCUCCCAAACAUAGAGGCUGUUAGCAACGUGCAUAAUCUCAACUCUGUGAAGGAAUCUCCUCAUGAGCGUAUGCAUCGGCACAUUGAGCUUGCGUGGGCGUUUUCUACUGUCAUUGGGACUUUGCUCUUUCUUGCAGAGGUCGUGCUGCUGUGUUGGGUGAAGUUUCUUCCUCUAAAGAAGAAAACUGAUAAUCCCCUCCAAAGCAACAGCUCUGCCAUCACAUCAGGACAGGCAGCGGCCAUCGCCUCAACGUCUAUUAUGGUUCCCUUUGGAUUGAUUUUCAUUGUGUUUGCAGUCCACUUCUACAGGUCACUGGUGAGCCAUAAAACAGACAGGCAAUUUCAAGAACUGAAUGAACUCGCUGAAUUUGCACGGCUCCAGGAUCAGCUGGAUCACAGAGGUGAUACCAUCUCCUCAGCUGUUACCCAUUUUGCAUAAAGCUGUACUUAAAGAAAAUAAACCCACGAUUCCGCUUCUGUCUUAUGUUGAAUCCCCUGUGGAUGAACUGGUGGAACUGUUGAUUACCAUUUAAGAGAGAUUAUAAAUGUUGUUCUAACCCUUUAGAGAGGAAAAAAAAAUGUUUCUUUCAUAACAUUUUGUCUGGCUGACAUGUGGAGGAAUGGCUGGUGGGGGGUAUGCUUGCCCUGUGUGUGCA